AUGUCUAAUUCAUUUUUUUUUUUCCUCCUUGAUCAGUUUGCCGCGGCUAUAGAUGCAAGAAAAGACCUUGGUGAAUACUGGCAGAGCGUUAUGCAAGACCAGGCAAUGCCGGAAACAAUUCAAGGCCUCGUCUCUAAGGAUUCAGCUUUGCCCCUCUCCAACAAGCAGAGAACUGUCGACUGUCAUGAAAAAGAAGAGUCAUUUGUUAAGGACUUUGAACCACAACCAAGUGUCAGAGUCUACCGCGAUGACACUAAACUUACAGCUUUUGUUAAAGACUUUGAACCAAAACCAAGUGCCACAGUCUACCGCGAUGAUGCUACUAAGCUCACAGAAGAUAAAUCUUUCGUGAAAGACUUCGAGCCAAGGCCUAAUGUCUCAGUUUACCAUGUUAGUUCGAAAGAGGAGAAGUCAUUUGUUAAAAAUUUCGAGCCAAGGCCAAAUGUCUCAGUUUACCAAGAUGAUGCUGGUUUGAAAGAGGAGAAGUCAUUUGUCAAAGAUUUUGAACCACGGCCAAAUGUUUCUGUUUAUCAGGAGUAAGGGAGGGAGAGGGACUAAGGCUAAUGUGUUUAUUGCUCCCUACUACUUCAUUUAAUUCAUGUAAGAAGUAGACGAUCUAUGUUUGUAGAAUAAUGAUUUGGAGUCUGGAAGUCAGACAACUCUGGCUGGUUUACGUGAUCAAGUGAGGGCUAAUGUCAUUAUAAUGUCAUCAAUAUUUCUGACGACAACCUCUAUUCAUGUAAAAUUAGUCAAAUUUGUCUGACUGUCUAACCUCCUAUCAUUACUCAU
Messenger RNA from Cornus florida, 789 nucleotides. RefSeq names its product organ-specific protein S2-like. Lineage: Eukaryota; Viridiplantae; Streptophyta; Magnoliopsida; Cornales; Cornaceae. The record is from RefSeq and is a predicted model, not a curated record. The transcript has a single exon. Bases 1 to 540 code for a protein of 179 amino acids.